This is a messenger RNA of Porites evermanni, 417 nucleotides long. The record is from the annotation of a GenBank genome assembly. Lineage: Eukaryota; Metazoa; Cnidaria; Anthozoa; Scleractinia; Poritidae.
GAGGAAGACCGUUGGUAUGUUUGUACCAUUCUUACAUGUGAAAAAGAUGGAUAUAGCGUUACGUUUGAUGGAUGGAGUCGAAAGUUUGAUACCGUUCUCGCUCCUGCAUUUGUUCGCCUGCGCUCUACGAUUGACAGUCGGAAGAGGAAGCCUUGGACUCCAAGCAUAAAUUUCAACAAGCUCCUACCAGAUGACGAGAUAUCAAUCGAUGUCGAGGGUUCCAGAAAGCAAGCUUUGGUACGAGUAGUGGAUCCCUUCCGUGAGCAGCUGACCAUUGAAUGUGAAAGCGUUUACCUGACUGUUGCUUUCAGUGAUGUACCUUCAGUGAUGUGGUCAAACGAAAAAGACCUGCUGCUUCACACGUCAUUACAAUAUCCAAACCAGCGCCAACACCACCACAAGUGCCGAUCCCUGUGA